Messenger RNA from Cynoglossus semilaevis (tongue sole), 2218 nucleotides. It is a transcript of the gene mphosph10, whose product is annotated as M-phase phosphoprotein 10 (U3 small nucleolar ribonucleoprotein). The transcript is spliced from 11 exons. The record is from RefSeq and is a predicted model, not a curated record. Gene Ontology annotation, cellular component: small-subunit processome; nucleus; Mpp10 complex. The coding region runs from base 65 to 2122 and encodes 685 amino acids. Gene Ontology annotation, biological process: rRNA processing. NCBI's taxonomy places the organism in Eukaryota, Metazoa, Chordata, Actinopteri, Pleuronectiformes, Cynoglossidae.
AGGAAUUUUCUACGGGGCCUGUUUAUGUGCGACACCAAGUUACACAUGUGAGGAGACGGCGAUUAUGGCGAGUGGCGAUGUGUUGAGCUUGCUGGAGAACUGUGUUAAGAAAUUACAUGCAAACACAGCACAACCAGAGAACUUUUUGAGCUUUCAAGAUGAAGUGGCAGCAGACUUCACCUCCCUCACAAAGACCUUAUAUGACCUCCAAAAAACCUAUGAGCCUGUGUGUUAUAAAGGUAGCCCGCUGACUGAGCUGGUGGUGGAGAACUUUGAUCAAGAGCAGAUCUGGCAGGAGCUGGAACUGCAGAACAGUGCAGUCCUGAAACAUUUCAAAAGCACUGUUGAUCAGGCUCUGUCAGAUGAGACUUUAACGAUACUCGAAGAAGAUGAGGAGGAGGAUGAAAGAGAUACUGAUGGCAAGGACUUUGCUGAAGAGGAGGAGGAGGAGGAGGAAGAAGAAGAUGAAGAGAAAGAAGAAAAACGUCACAGGCACACUAAGAAAAAACCUGUAGAAACUGAAGAGUUCACAGAUGAGGACUCGGAUUUAGAUUUUGAUGUUGAUGCUCUGGAAAAACGGGAACAGCGGAAGAAGGAAAGCAAGAAAUUAGUGUCCAAGACAAAGAUUAUUCCUUCUGAGAUUGAUGACAAGUUCUUUAAGUUAUCAGAAAUGGAGGGGUUUCUGGAUGAUAUGGACAAGCAAGAAGGAAAAAAAGUUGAGGAUGAGGACGGUGUCAACUAUUUUCAUGACCUUCCCUCUGGGGAUGAUGAAGAUAUUGGCCUGGAUGAAAUACUUUCUACCAAAAAACUAAAGAAAAAUACUAAAAAGAGCUCCAGAAAUCUCAAGUACAAGGACUUCUUUGAUGCUGUGGACACUGAACCAGCUGAAGCAGAUGAAGAGUCAGAUGGUGAGGCUGGUGGCAUGGAUGAAAGCCAGGAGGAAAGUGAAGAACAAAUAGAUGACGAGGAUGAUGAUUAUGAUGGUAAAGAGGACGAUGAUGAUGAUAAUAAUGGCACAAGGCCUCUUAAAGUCUCGUCAAAGAAAGUGACCUUUCAGCUCUCUGGGGAUGAGGAAAGUGAGGGAGAGGACAUGGAGGAGAUCUUUGGAGGAAAAUCUUCAACUGCUGCAAAUGUCGAGUCAAAGUCAUCAUUUGAGAAACGACAAGAAAAGAUGUCUCAGACAAUCAGAGAGAUGGAAAAGGCAGCUUUGACAGAGAAGCCGUGGCAGUUAUCUGGAGAGGUGACAGCACAGACGCGUCCAGAGAACAGCAUGUUGGAGGAAGACGUGGAGUUUGAGCAGACAUUCAGGACAGCGCCUGCAAUCACAGAGGAAACCACACUACAGCUUGAAGAGAUGAUCAAACAGAGGAUUAGAGAUAACGCUUUUGAUGAUGUGGUCCGUAAAGAGAAACCCAAAGAGAGUGUUUUUGAGUACAAGAAGAGGCUAACCUUGGACCACGAGAAGAGCAAGCAAAGUCUUGCAGAAGUCUAUGAGCAAGAAUUUAUCAAACAGACUCAGCAAAAAACUGAGGAGGAGAAGAAUCCAGCCCAUGUAGAAAUUGAAAAGCUCAUGGACUCACUCUUCCUAAAAUUGGAUGCUCUCUCCAACUUCCACUUCACACCUAAACCAGCUGCUCCUGAGGUCAAAGUUGUGUCCAACUUACCUUCCAUCGCAAUGGAGGAGGUGGCUCCUGUCAGUGUCAGUGAUGCAACAUUACUGGCGCCAGAAGAAAUCAAGGAGAAGAACAGAGCAGGAGAUAUUGUGGGUAGCACUGAAAAGACGUCAACAGACAAGAAGCGUGAGAGACGGCUCAAGAGGAAGGCAAAGAGACUGAAGAUCAAGGAGAAGGAAAAGAGACAGAAACUCAAAGAGACCAGCAAAUCUGGACAAAACAAAAAGCCUUCCCAGGCUGAAAUCAGAGAGAACCUAAAGAAACUGACAAAAGGAGGCAAAGCAACAUUAAUUAAGGACGAAGGGAAAGACAAGGCUUUGCGUUCGUCUCAGGCCUUUUUCUCUCAGCUACAGGACCAAGUCAAAAGUCAGAUCAAAAGUGCAAAGAACCAGUCUUCAAAGAAGAAAAAGAAGCAAAAAGAAGUUUCUGUCACCAAACUUAAACUUUAAAAAUGUUUCAAACUGUUUUAUGAUGUGAAAUUGCAUUGUAAUUGUAUAGACACUUUUUAUGAGAAAGAAAAAAUUUAUUAAACGUUUCUUGUAGAA